AUGAAGCCCCAGAUUGCUCUUCUUUUGGUCUGUUUAUUCAGGACAAGCUUUGCUCUUCCAGUGCAGAUUGGAAUUAUUGCAAGCAACAGCAAUGAGAUUCUGAGACUGAACGGAUUAACUCUCGCAGCUCUUGGGCAAACACAGGGGUCUUCCAUAUUACCCCAGUUUGUUCUGCAGCAGCAGCCUGAGGUGCUGCUCACCCCACAGGUGCUAAACCUGAACCCUCAGAUGGCUGGACCCUUCCCUCCACAGGGUCCACAGCUUUUCCUCCCCUCUCAGGGCAACCAGCUUACGCCUGUGAUCAUCCCUAAUGGACAGCAGGAGCAGGGUGGGACCCCACAGGACCCAAAUGCUCCUAACAUCCCCCAGCAGGCUCAAAACCCUGUCCAGAUGUUUCCAUCUUUCCAGUACCCGUCUUAUGGAUUCCCUCAGUUUCCCAGACAGCAGGGCUACCCUUACUUUUUGAAUCCGUACGGCUAUCCCCAGCAGAGGAACACCGCGGUGCAGCAGCCCAACAACGCUCAGCAACCCCUGGAGAGAACCACACACAGACCACAGCUCCCUCUGCAGCAGGCUUCCCUGCCUAAGGUGCAAACAGAAAAGACUUGGCCUGCAGGAACACAGAGAGAGUCUACUACAAUUCCUCCUGAUCCUCGAGGUGACGCAUCUGGACCUGGAGUUGAUGAGGGUCACUCCAACUUUCCCUUCCUGUUUGAGCCGUAG
Molecule: messenger RNA, 723 nt
Organism: Cheilinus undulatus (humphead wrasse)
Lineage: Eukaryota; Metazoa; Chordata; Actinopteri; Labriformes; Labridae
Gene: odam
Product: odontogenic, ameloblast associated
Exons: 9
Coding region: 1-723 (240 amino acids)
Source: RefSeq, a predicted model, not a curated record